This is a messenger RNA of Symbiodinium sp. CCMP2456, 912 nucleotides long. The record is from the annotation of a GenBank genome assembly. NCBI's taxonomy places the organism in Eukaryota, Dinophyceae, Suessiales, Symbiodiniaceae.
AUGGCAUCGCGGCCAGAAGCCACGUGCGUACUGGGCUUCUGGCUGAGCUGGCUCUGCAUGCUUUCGCUGGCAAAGGAUUUCACUCCAUGGCUCCAGCCGAGCAGUCACACCCGAAGCUGCACGCAGAUGCAGGCAAGGCGAUUUAGUCGCUACUCGCGCUCCUUGCGGCGCACUGCUGGCAACACACUGCGCCCCGGUGACAGGCAGCAUCUCCUAGCCGAACUGCCGGGUGAGGUCGAUCAGCGGGUGUCGGACCUCCUUGGCCAUUUCGAAGAGGCUUAUGCCGCGCCCGACUUUUCGCCGCAGCAGCUGAAGGAGGAGUACAACACGUACUUCAGGCCGCAAGCGGCGAGCCAGGCGUGGCAGGAGCUCUCGCCGAGAGGCUUCGCACGGCUCCUAGCGGAUGAGAGGCUCACCUCGAGCUCGGCCGUGGUGGACGUUGGUAGCGGCCUCGGCAAGCUGGUGGCUGUCGCCGCUGCCACCACCCCCGUCUCUGCUGCCUGGGGCAUCGAGCUGAGCCCCUGCCGCGCGGAAGCGGCCGCGGAGGCCAGGAAGAAGCUUGAGGCGCUUGGUGCAUUGAGCAGUGUGGAAGUUGAGCGCAUGAGGCUUUUGCAGGGCAACUGUCUGGAAGACCUCUCUGAGGAGGCAUUGAGUGCAUCGCACUUCUUGCUCACGAUGCGGCGGGUUGGGAAGCUCCCUGCUGGCACGCGGCAAGUGUCCGAGCGCUUCCUGGAUCUCCUGGCGCGGCGCGGGGACACAAAGGUCGUCUGGAGCGUCGGCAAGAGACUGGAGCCGCGCCCUGGAUUGGAGUACGUCCACUCCUGCAUGCUGGAUGCCGAGUGGACGGACCAAGAGGAUGUCCUCAUCCACCGCUACUCCCUCGAUUCAGCGGCCGAAGCCGCCACUCACUGA